Molecule: messenger RNA, 1430 nt
Organism: Panicum virgatum (switchgrass)
Lineage: Eukaryota; Viridiplantae; Streptophyta; Magnoliopsida; Poales; Poaceae
Exons: 3
Coding region: 495-1064 (189 amino acids)
Molecular function (GO): protein dimerization activity
Source: RefSeq, a predicted model, not a curated record
GGCACACCUCACGCGAGCGCGACAAGGGGCACGGGCCUCGGGGCGACAGCAGUCGGCAGCGGCAGGCAGUGGCAAGCGGCCAGUGCGCCUGCCGGCCUGCAGGCUGCUGCCUGCGCCACCGCACGCCCCCGCGGCACGGUGAACCGGUGGUGCAGCCAUGCAGGGCAGCAGCAGCAGGGCGGCCGAGCAGGAGCAGCAGUUCGGGACUCCGAGGCAGAAGAUAGCAAGGAGAGGUUAAAUGCUUAUUUAGUUUAUUGUCUCAUUGUCCAUGAAUCUAUGAUUCAAUGUCUAUUUUCAAUGAUUUGAUAUUUAAUUAGUAUGACAGCCUUUAGAAUGUCGAAAAAACUAUACACAAAUAUUUUUCAAGUUCAAGUGCUUCAACUCCACAUACUAAUGAGAAGGACAUAAAUGUUAGAGGGAUUGAAGUGCCAGAUAUGGAUAAAUAAAUAAAUGUUAGAGGGACAUCCAGAUGUAGAAAGCAAAAGCUAACAAACAUGCAUUACUAUCAUGUUGAGAUUUUUCUUGUGGCCAUUGAUGCCAUCUUGACUGGGCUGAAUCAUCGGUUUAGUGAAACUAGUUCAGAGUUAUUAGUAUGUAUGGCUUGUUUUAACCCAAGAAAGUCAUUCUCUAAUUUCGAUGUGGAUAAACUUGUGAGACUUGCUGAAAUCUAUUCUGAGAAUUUUGAUAUUGGUGAACUUACUGUUUUGCCAACUGAACUUAAAUCCUUCGUCAACCGUGCUAGAAGAACUCCAGAUUUACUUGGAUAUAAUGAACUUGGAAAAGUUGCUGAAAUUAUGGUCAAGACUAAUAUGAACACAUCUUAUCGAUUGGUUUAUCGUCUCAUUGAGCUAACCUUGAUACUACCGGUGGCAACAGCUUCAGUUGAGAGAAUAUUUUCAGCCAUGUCCAUCAUAAAUACAGAUUUGCGUAGUAAAAUGGGUGAUGAAUGGCUCAAUGACUUGAUGAUUUGCUAUAAUGAGAAGGAGAUAUUUAGAAAGAUUGGUAAUGAGCAGAUCAAAAAGAGAUUUGAAGAGAUGAAAAAUCGUCAUUGCUUCUUCAGAUGAAUAAUGGGUGUCACUGUCACGCGUGGCGUCUAUUAGUUUCGUAAUUUGGCUUUUCGGUAUGGAUAAACCGCAUCCUUUAUUUUCAUGAUUUAUUUUGUGAUUUUCAUUGUCCAUCGAUGUUUUAAUAUGAGACUACUUCAAACUAUUAUAUUUGUCUUUUCUGAGAUGUCGUAGUGGUGUUAUGUCUUUUGUAGCAUUUUUUUUCAGCCCCUCCAAAAUUUUUUCCUGGCUUCGCCCCUGUAUGCAAACAAGCGCAGCACGUUGGUCAUUGCUUCAUGUAUGCAUGUUUCUUGAAAGGCAAUAUAGAGAGACUCCAAAUGGGAUUAGGAAGCAAUGGGAAAGACAGAUCCAACAUUUGUGGCUAAU